Messenger RNA from Acanthoscelides obtectus, 699 nucleotides. The record is from the annotation of a GenBank genome assembly. NCBI's taxonomy places the organism in Eukaryota, Metazoa, Arthropoda, Insecta, Coleoptera, Chrysomelidae.
CUUUAAAACUGUAAAAUUGUAAUGUAAUGAAAAUGCCUUUUUUUUGUUUAAUAAAAUCUGUUAAAUUUUUGUGUUCUGUUUGUUCUUCUAUCUUCUAGCCAUGCCAUGGUCGACACACAGCUGCACGCCUGUAGAUGUCUUCAUGCCACCGACUGAGCUACCGGAAGCUAAUUGUAACCCCCUUUCUGUGAUUGUGCAGAAAAGUUGGAAUCUUCAUUGCAUUCCAUCUUUUCUGGACUUUUUGCGGAAAGGAAGCGUUUCAACUUCACACUGUAAGUCAGUUUGAGGUUAAAUUAAAAGCCACUUCAUGUUAUGUUUUGCUCUCAUUCAUAAGCUUAUAAACUUUUUUUCACAUUUGUUUUUUAAAAAAGAAGAUGAGUAAAGUAAGAAAUGAGAAAAUAACAAAACGGGAAUACUGUCGAUGGAACUCAGAAGAUAUGGACCAUGCGAUUAAUACAUACAAACAAAACCAGUGUGGUUUUAAUGAGUGCUGCAGACGUUAUAACAUUCUAAAGCAGACUUUUAGAAGGCACGCGUUCUUCAAAUAAAAAGGCCAAUGAAAAUGUUCAGUCUUUGGGUCGACACACAACUUUUAGCCCUGAAAUUGAAAUGGAAUUGGCAAAGCAUAGUUUAAAGCUGGAAGAAAGAUUUUUUGGUGUAACAAUUCGGGAUGUUCGACAAUUGGCUAUUCAAACAGCU